Belonocnema kinseyi is the source of this 1236-nucleotide messenger RNA. RefSeq lists its product as uncharacterized. The record is from RefSeq and is a predicted model, not a curated record. Lineage: Eukaryota; Metazoa; Arthropoda; Insecta; Hymenoptera; Cynipidae. The transcript has a single exon. Gene Ontology annotation, molecular function: nucleotide binding; DNA binding; DNA-directed DNA polymerase activity. Gene Ontology annotation, biological process: DNA replication. Bases 1 to 1236 code for a protein of 411 amino acids.
AUGUCUCGUGAGGCUCGGGACUCAUUUUACAAGUGGUACGAAGAAUGUGUCACAUCAGAAUACAAUUAUAAUUUCAAAGAAGAAUUGAGAUCAUAUUGUAUAAAUGAUGUGGACAUUCUUCGUACAGCGUGUUUGGCUUUUAGAGCAUUAUUUCUUAAAGUUGCCAAUGUCGAUCCAUUUAUUGAGAGCAUAACAAUUGCAUCGGCUUGCUCAAAAGUUUUCAGAAAAAAUGAUCUAAAAGCUGAUCAAAUAGGUGUCAUACCAAACGGUGGUUAUAGAAGGGCUAAUAGACAGUCGAAAAAAGCCAUCGAAUGGUUAUUAGCCUUAGAACGCGAUUGGGACAUUGAAAUUACUCAUUCAGGCAGGGCACGAGAAUUUAAAUUGCCAGAGGGAUGUCUAGUCGAUGGCUAUUUUGAAAAUAAAGAAGUAAGUACGAAAGUAGUUUACCAAUUCCAUGGUUGCUACUGGCAUGGGUGUCCGCAAUGUUUUAAAUUGAAUCGGGUUAAAAAGUUAGGUUUCGAUAAAAGUUCUGAAUCUCUAAAUGAUCGUUUUGAACGAACAAACGCUCAAACUGAUCGAAUUCGCUCAUUAGGAUAUGAGGUGGUCGAAAAAUGGGAGUGUUCCUUUGAUAAGGAAAAAAUUCAAAAUGAUAAUUUACGCAGUUUCUUAAAAGACCACCCACUUUUAAUGACUGACGCCUUGAAUCCUCGAGAUGCAUUUUAUGGGGGUCGAACAGGUAAUACAUUUUCGUAUUACGAGGCUAAGGGUAAAGUGAAAAUAUCAUAUCUUGAUGUUUGUUCACUUUAUCCAUUUGUUUCAAAAUAUGGAAAAUUUCCCAUUGGUCAUCCCAAAGUUUACAUCGGUGAUGACUGCAAAAGUUUAACCGAUGUAAACUUUGAUUUAUCUAAUGUCGAGGGACUAGUCAAAUGCAGAGUAUUACCGCCUACCAAUAAGUAUUUACCUGUUCUGCCUGUCCGUAUGCAUGGUGAACUCAUGUUCCCUUUGUGUAAUACUUGCUGUAAAGAACAAAUACAGAGCGAUUGUCCACAUGUAAAUAACACAAAUGCGCGAGAAAUUGAAGGAACAUGGGUUUCCGACGAGAUAAAAGCUGCGAUUCAAGAGGGGUAUCAAAUUACUGCCAUUUUUGAAAUUUGGCAGUAUGAGACUACUCAAUAUAAUAAGGUCACAAAAAUGGGCGGUCUUUUUGUAGAAUAUAUGAAUCGAUUUUUUAACUGA